Molecule: messenger RNA, 1869 nt
Organism: Laccaria bicolor S238N-H82
Lineage: Eukaryota; Fungi; Basidiomycota; Agaricomycetes; Agaricales; Hydnangiaceae
Exons: 22
Coding region: 1-1869 (622 amino acids)
Biological process (GO): gluconeogenesis
Molecular function (GO): 4 iron, 4 sulfur cluster binding; L-serine ammonia-lyase activity
Source: RefSeq, a predicted model, not a curated record
AUGCUCACCUUAUCGAGGUCAUCGUUAUCGUUUGUACUCGCAAGGCGCUUCAGAAAUGCACCAAAGGCUCGAUAUACGAUCAACGUGGCGUCCAGGCUAAAGGCGACCCCGGAGGAACCUGUCAAGCGCAACGUUCCGGAGCAUGCUGUCAUCUCGACUUUUGACCUCUUCAGUAUCGGAGUUGGCCCUUCGUCCUCCCACACCGUGGGGCCUAUGCGAGCUGGCAAGAUAUUCAUAGCGGAUCUUCAGGAAUUGAAUCUUUUAGAGAAAGUCAAAACGGUCAAGAUUAAUUUAUACGGCUCCCUUGCUGCAACUGGUAAAGGACAUCAUACCCCUCAAGCUAUCCUACUCGGAUUAGAAGGCUCCGACCCAGAAACCAUCGACACCGGAACUAUCCCGUCCCGCUACGAAACCAUCCUUCGGAACAAAACACUCCUUCUCGGCGGCCAUCACCGUAUCACGUACGACAUGGAUCGCGAUAUGCUCUGGCGCUGGGACCAGGUCCUCAAGACCCACCCCAAUGGCAUGCGUUUUAGCUGUUUUGGGGAGGACGGCGAUUUGCUUGCGACUAAUGAGUACUUUAGCGUUGGAGGAGGGUUUGUAGUCAAUGAGAAGACGAAAGUGGACGAAAAUUUGUUCUAUAAAGGAGUUGAUAAGAAGAUGGUUCAUGGUGCCAGGUUGCAUCAGAGCCACUCUGUAGCUGAACCUGCUUAUCUCCCUCUUUCGCUUGGAGAAGAGCCUUUUGAUAAGGAAGACAACGCGGAUCUAGACAAGGUCGAGGAAAACGAGGGUCAGCCUCCAUAUCCGUUUGAUACCGGCAAUACCCUCUUGGCGUUGACGAAGAAACAUAAUAUGACAAUUGCUCAGAUCGUACAUGACAACGAGAAAUACUUUGGAUAUACAGACGAGGACAUCUAUAACAAGCUCAUGCGCAUCUGGCAAGUCAUGGAUGAAUGCAUACGUACAGGCGUAACUACCAACGAAAGGACACUACCAGGUCGCUUGGGCCUGAGGAGACGUGCUCCGAUGCUUUACAGGCGGCUGAUGCGCGGAUUUUACCCUGGCAUAUCAUCUUCCGACCUCCCCGCUAUCGAGUCUGGAUGGACACCAGGGGCUAUUGCCUCUCCAGAAGCCGACUCUGAAGAGAGUGAGGGUAACGUUGAUAAAGCCUCUUCACUACCGCCAGCUAGUCGGGCAACGAGAGUCAUAGGGUCUUUCGACCACGCGAUUUUACCAAUGCCACCCAGGAAAACAGUGAUACCCGCCAUGGACUUUCUCUCCUGCUACGCCAUUGCUGUUAAUGAGGUCAACGCAGCUGGCGGACGUAUAGUGACGUCUCCGACGAAUGGGGCUGCGGGGGUGAUACCUGCUGUGUUGAAGUAUAUCCUAGAGUUCGUGAGCGAUGAUCAAGAGAAGAAUAUUGAGACGUUCCUUUUGACCGCUGCGGCGGUUGGCAUGCUGUUUAAACGGGGUAGUACGAUCUCUGCUGCGGAAGGUGGAUGUCAGGCUGAGGUUGGAGUUGCUUGUUCCAUGGCCAGCGCGGGUUUCGCUGCUUGUAUGGGAGCGUCGCCGGAGACUGUUCUUCAGGCUGCGGAAAUUGGAAUAGAACAUAACUUGGGGUUGACAUGCGACCCCAUUGAUGGACUUGUCCAGGUUCCAUGUAUUGAGAGAAAUAGUCUUGGAGCCGUGAAAGCCGUUACAGCUGCACAGCUGUCCAUGGCGAGCCACGGGGUGUAUAGUGUCACUCUUGACGAGGCUAUCGAAGCGAUGCGGCUGACUGCUGCGGAUAUGAGCGUUAAGUAUAAGGAGACGAGCCUCUCGGGAUUGGCGACGACUGUGAAAAUACCUUUGACUGUGCCUGCUUGUUGA